Molecule: messenger RNA, 5713 nt
Organism: Lytechinus variegatus (green sea urchin)
Lineage: Eukaryota; Metazoa; Echinodermata; Echinoidea; Temnopleuroida; Toxopneustidae
Exons: 10
Coding region: 278-1501 (407 amino acids)
Source: RefSeq, a predicted model, not a curated record
GCGAUUACGUCAUUUACUCAUCCGGUUGGACGCAUGGAAACUAUUGAUAGCAACACCGCUCAUUGUAUUCCUCAUACUCGAUACAUUACCUGUUGCCAUAGCAUCAACUCCCGAACCAACAUCCGAACCCGUUGCCGAGGCGACUAGUGAGCCCGAGAAUGAGCCGACAGCCGAAGCCGAAGGGCCGACGGCGGAACCCGAAGAUGAACCACAGUCUUAUUCUGAAGCAGGCGGUACGCCAAGCGGCGCAGAGAUAGUUAUUCCGCCAUUUAUUCUAAUGCUUGUCAUUAUGACUGGUCUGGGUGUACUCAUGAUAAAGGCACAAUUAAGACGAGACCGUUAUGCAGAAAGAAAACUAACUGAAGAUUACUUUACGCAGCCCAGUCUCCGGGAUCUAUCCGCAAGAUUCGGGGGUGCUGAGAUGGCGGGAGUUCAAGAGAUGAGAGAAGCAGCUAAAUAUGCUUUUUUGAGUAUGUCUGACAUCGAUACGAUCCAUAGUAUGGAGUUGUUUUUCAACCGCCCUCUACCGCUGUGUCGUAUAGCCUUACCUGCUCUCCUCUCUCUAGCAUUCUGCCCACUUGUUCUUUACAUCUAUUCUCCUGUUGCUCGUUUCUUCUGGCCUCCGGGGGACUUUCCCGAGGGCGUACCCGACAUCAAUGACGCCAUCGCUUGCUUUCUCAUGCCUGCCGGUUUGGUUUAUGCAACAUCUUUUGGUUUUUCUUACCAAUCUGCGAUGGAGAAACAACGUUCACUCGUUAGCAUCGUCUCGGGAGAAGUCUCCAAACUCGACCAGAUUCUCGUUAUGACGUCACAUCUGACGUAUAUCACACUGAAGGAGAAGGCACUGAUCUAUCGGUAUGUGAAAGAUGAAGCAGUCACAAUAAUUCGUCAGAUUCAAGGCGUUUGUAAAGGAAGCACAGAAGAUUACGAGGGCGCCCUCUGCAGUGGACAAAUCUGGAGGAUCGUUCCUAUCUUAAGGAAUUCUGGAGCAAGACAAAAGAAGUGGCAUUUGGACAGACAUAUUCUGGAUAGUUUAAUGGAUCACGUGGUUGGAUUAAACUCGGAUUCAUCAGAGAGAUAUGAAGUAAUGAUGACCCGGAUUCAUCCAUUGAAAUGGCUCUUCCUUGAAGCUCUUGGAUUCUUUGCUUUCUUCGGUGUUCUUCUUCUUGAUGCUGAAUCGUAUCGCAUGGAGCUUGCUAUGUGUAUAAUGACUGUAUUUAGUAUUACUAUCCUCUGUUACGUGGUCGCUGAUCUCGACUCACCCUUCAAUGGAUUCUUCAGGGUGAAUCUUUCAGCUCUACCCGACAUCGUCGACAAAGCAAGCUUUUUCUACGAGCGCGCCAUCGAAGGCAAGCACGUUGACGGUCCCGCUGAUCCCGGACCAUUGACAACUGAGAAUUCUAUUGAAUCGGCAGGAGAUCUAGGGAUGGUCAAGAAAACAAGCUCACAUAGUAUUAAUGAAGUAGUCCUCGAAUCUUACGAUCAUGACCAUGCUGUUUGAACGAUUCUUCUUUGACAACUUCACUAGAUUAGUUAGACGUGACAUAAAGUGGAUUUUUAGUCUCGCAUUUUAAGAUUAUGAAAGUUUAUUCUAUUAUUGACUUACACUUAGUCGAAUCCUUAUGUAAUUAUUUUUACAAUUAACAAACAUGAGCAAUAUCUAUUUUUAUCUGAUUUUUUCUUGUUUUGGUCGGGAGUUUUAAAGCAUAUGAAAUGGAUAUGUUAUUCAAUUAUUGUGCCAUAUAUCCCUGAAAAAUAAUGAUAAUAAAAAUAAUAAUAAUGAUAUUAAUAAUACUAAUUGCAGUAUUUAUAAUGAUAAUAAUUAUUAUCAUAGCAAUAAUAAUAAUUCACUUAGCCAGGUAGCCAGUUAUGAAAAUGCUCUAUCAGAAGGCCCGGUUUUCUCCAUCAUGGAAAGAAAAUAAGAAAAUAUAUGCAAUAAAAAGUUGAAUAAGGCUCAAUUAUUCCACUUAGUUUCCUUCCAUGUUUCACUAUCUGACGGAAUGAAGUAGGUAUAGUGGAAUGAUUGAGUCUUCUUUGAAAUUUCUUCAAUUUGAGCGUUUCUUAAAUGUAUAUAUUUGUAUAUCGUGUAAAUACAUUUAGUGUUUUUCUGUAUUUAAUUGCUUUGCUUUGAUUUAUUUGUUUUUAAUCAUACAUGUACAUAUAUUGUAUUCAAAUUUCUAUUUGGCAGGUUAUACAGCUUAGUUUUUCAGUAGACUUUUUCGCAUUAUUUUUUUUAAUAGGGCCUAUUGGUGUAUAUAGACGAUUUUAUUUUUUCUCGAUGGAAUGUUUAAUGUUGACAAGAUGAACUUGAAUGAAAUACGAAUAAACUGAACUAAAUAAUUUUUUAUAAAUCAGGGAUGUAACCCACGACCUUCAGCUCAUGAUGCAAUACCCAAUCAGGAUCACUGUUGUUAGUGCAAUUUGUAAAAGAGACGAGCCAUUUAUCAAAUAUAACUGUGUUGCAUUUGUGUGAAGGAGCUCUGGCCUUCGCUUGUGAUUUAAAAAACAAAAACGAACAACACUCUGAAUGUUGAGGAUUGCAUACAUUUUUUUAUUUUUAAAAUUUAUUAACCUUGAUUGCUUUAAAGAUGUUUCAGAUAAAAGCAAUACAUAACACUCGAACAUAAUAACGAUUUUCAUUCAUUUAAAUUUUCUUCAGCCUUAAUUAAACAAACUUUACGCUUUAGUUUUCCUGCUGUUUUAAUUUCAGGACCACAUAAAUUUAACUUCAUUUUUGAAAAUCUCUUAAAAAGCUCCCUCUUGACUGUAAUUACUAUUAUUUGAUAUUUCUAUUUUUUCAUCAGAUGUGUCUUAUUUUGUGUUACUCUAAUAAUUUGAAUGUGCGUGUACAAUAAUGUUUCAUUUUUUUAAAACUUACUAUUACUAUGCCUCUUUUUUUUUGCUUUUUAAAGCAAGUUUUUUUCAGUGGUAUUAUUUAUCAAGGGAACGUUUUCUUUAUUUUUAAAUACUCUGUUCUACAAUUGAAUGAAUUCCUAAAUUAUGUUCAUUGUAUAUAUAUAUAUAUUAGGUCUACAUAUAAAGCCCGGCUCACGCUAUGUGAUUUGUUGCGAUCCGAUUUUCAAAGAAAUCAUAAUAACAUUUGACAUGAACAAUCCAACCAAUGAAGUAUUAGCUAUCCGAGGUCAGAAUAGUUGCAGGACUACUGAAAUCAAAAUUCAAUGUAGUUCGAGCCUCAAUGUAAGAAUAAAAGCAAAUUCAGUUCCAAAUCAUGAUGACGUCAUCAUCGGCUGCAACUUGAAGCCGAUUUUGACUUUACUCCGACAACAGGGCUUGCCGCAUCGCAAGAUUAUGAUUUAAUUAUCCUUUAUCCUUAUGCCAAACUUCAGAUAAAGUAAUUUUUAUUUUUGGAACUUUCAUAUUUAAUGCAAAAUGUGAUUUAGAAAAUAAAUUAAGUCGUAUCGGACUGCACAGUGUGAGACGGGCUUAAUAUACAUAUGUUUGUGAACUUUACACAUACUAAAAUUCACAUUGACGAUUGUGCAGUGAGGAAUAAAACUAAAAUAAUCUCAAAAUUUGAAGGGGAACAAAACCUUGAGCCUCGUUGGAUGAGUUAUUUGUAACAUCCGUCAUGGAAAUCCGACUUUGACUUGCAUACUAUCAGGUACCAAUAAUGCCAAAAGCAUUUCCAUUUAUUUAAAUUUAGGAUAAAAAGCAGUUAAGUAAAUUCAUUACUCAAGGGCAUUCAUUCGAAAAAUAAAUUAGUCGUUCAUUCAAACACACGUGUACAUGAAAAACUACGUUUUAAAAAUAAAUUUAUCUACAUUUAUCUACCCCAUGCCUCCCAUUUCUCCCUCUCCCUUUUUUUUAUCCAUCUCUUCUAUUAUACUAUCUACCUUCCACUUCUCUUACUUUACCGUCCCCCACUCCACAUGUCUCUCAUCUUCCAUUUCUACCUUCUUUAAUAUUCAUAUCAUCUUUCUCUGUCUAAAUCUUGUUUUCUUUAAUGGGUGAAACAAAGACUGAACUAAACAAGCAAGAUGGCCAUUUCGUAAUUUUGUGACACAUUUUCAAGAUCAGCAUUUUAUUUUCACUGGGUGUAUGUAAGUUUGGGCAUAUAAACUGCACACAACCACAUUUUGUCAACAAUGAUCAUAAAAGAAAAAAAAUAUUUAUACCCAUUCGAUUACAUGAUCUCCAUCCACAAAUACUGCUGAGUUUGGAUUUAUUUAUAUACCAUCAUUUUUUCUUUAAAUAUUUUAUACAGUACAAAAACUACAAGAUAAAGACUACUUGAGAUUCACACUAGUGCAACAUUUAGUGCUUAACUAUUCACCACCAACAUGAUUAGAAUAUUACCAUAUUGAAUCAAAUCAGAUUGAUAGAGAAGCCUGAAAGUCAUUUUCAUUCAAAUCAACAUGAUUGUUCAUGAUUCUCCAAAAUAUUAAAGAGUUGUGAUUAAUUCCAGAUAAAUCUCAAGCUGGCAAACUCUAUCGUAGAGCAGCCAUUGAUAGAUAGUCACAAUCAUAUUGAAUCAAUUAAAACUGUUCAUGUAUGUUCAACAUGUCACAGAGUUUUGUAUGAUUGAUAAACAUCUCUGUUACAUUUCUUCAAGGCUUGGUAGGUUUUACCUUGAUCUAAAUCUGAAAAGAAAUGAAACCCAUAAGCAUUAAGAGAAAACAUUAGAAGAGAAUGAUGAGCAAUGUUCGGAUUAUCUUGCAUGAAAUAUUACAUGAUUUUCUCUUACUGUACCCUGUCUUACAAGCAGUUAUGAUUUAUCUAAUCCAAACUUGGAAUACAUAGGUUCUUUGAAAGUGUUCUCUAAAUGUAACAUCCUGUACUGUGUCAUUGUUUUGAUCAAUAACCAUUCUCUUCUUUGUUUACAUACAGACGGUGCAUAUACAGGAAGAAUUAUGACAUCAAUGGCUUUCUAUAUAGUUAAAAUUGGUUGGCUAAAUCACAACUCUUUUUUUGAGCGGAGUCUUGAUGCAACUGAACUUUGAAUUAGAAGUUUACAGAGAACAUAAUCUAACAAAUCAAAGUAAAAUAAUGCAUUUUGAGGAAAUAAGUCUAAUGAAUUAAUAGUGAAUAUAUGAUAAAAGCAGAGGAAAUACACAUUUUGGUAGUGUUUAGAAAAAGAGAAGCCCCCUACUAUCCAUUCAAUAGUUAGAUACAAUGUUCUCAAAUCUGAACAAGAUCUGUAAAACUAUGAGAAACAGCCAUAAACCAAUUGGAGAAAAGAAAAGUAAAAAUGUAAAUGCUCCAAGUCUUGCUCUGUUCUUAAAACAUUCAUAUUCUAAACAUUUUAAUUUAAUAAUACAAAUAAAUAGAUGGCAAUAACAUGUCUGUCCAAUGAAACAAAUGACAAUAACACAUCAUUCAUUUGUCCAAAAUGAGGGAAGGUGAGAGAGGAGAAAGAGAGAAUAAGGAGGGGGGGGGGGGAGAAGCAGAAUCAGACGAUCCUGGGGGAGGAGCAGUGAGCCUUCGCACCCCCCCCCCCCACAGAUGUUUCUUUCUUCAUUUUUUAAUUGUCAUAUUAUUUAAUGGGAAAACAUAGCCAUUGAGCAGUGAUAUUUUAUUUUCUUGUCAAGUUUUGUGGAAAAGUGCGCCCCCUCUGGUCAAUCUUCUGUCAGUCAUGGUUACUGGAUUGGAAUCACACUAGUGACAAAACCAUGAGCAUGAUUUAUGUUGAGUUAUCAAAGAGGCUAUCAUGGAUAAAGUGAUAACUUCUUGAUUUAGUAAAUGAUAAAUAAAA